ACAGCGCCUCAGCGGCAGCCGCUCCACGAAGAGGGGCAGCCGCCGCCGCCGCGGGAAGAACAUGAGUGGCGCAGGGGCUCAGCCUGCCGCGGCCCCUGGGGCCAGCCCGGGACCCGAGUCUCCGCCGCCGCCUCCGCCGCCGCUGCUCAGCGUCGACCUGCCGGGGCUCCUGUCGCAGUUCGCGCGGAGCUUCGCGCUGGUCUUCCCCAUCUACCUACUGGGUUACCUGGGGCUGAGCUUCAGCUGGGUCCUGGUCGCCUUGUUGUGCCUCUUCUGGGUGCAGCGGCACCGGGGCGGAAAGAGCUCCCGCUUGGGCCGGGCUCUCGCCUUCCUGGAAGACGAGGAGCGGGCGGUGCGGCUCUCCGUCUCCACCGGAGACCUUCCCGCCUGGGUCCACUUUCCAGAUACUGAAAGAGCAGAGUGGCUAAAUAAGACUGUGAAACAUAUGUGGCCUUUCAUUUGCCAGUUUAUUGAGAAGCUCUUCCGUGAAACAAUAGAGCCUGCAGUGAAAGGAGCAAACAGCCAUUUGAGUACUUUUAGUUUCACAAAAAUUGAUAUAGGGAAUCAGCCCAUUAGGAUUAAUGGUGUGAAAGUGUAUACUGAAAAUGUGGAUAAAAGGCAGAUCAUUUUGGAUCUACAAAUCAGUUUUGUGGGAAACACAGAAAUUGAUUUGGAGAUCAAGAGAUACUUCUGUAGAGCUGGAGUGAAAAGUAUACAGAUUCAUGGCACAAUGAGAGUUAUUUUGGAACCUCUGCUUGGUGAUAUACCCUUAAUUGGAGCAGUAUCUUUAUUUUUCCUUAGGAAACCACUUUUAGAAAUUAACUGGACAGGACUGACCAAUCUUCUGGAUAUUCCAGGACUCAAUGGAUUAUCUGACACUAUAAUACUAGAUAUAAUAUCCAAUUAUCUAGUACUUCCAAAUCGAAUCACUGUUCCUUUUGUCAGUGAUGUGCAGAUUGCUCAAUUGCGGUUCCCCAUACCAAAGGGUGUACUAAGAAUACACUUCCUUGAAGCUCAGGAUCUUGAGGGAAAAGAUACUUACUUAAAGGGACUUGUUAAGGGAAAGUCUGAUCCUUAUGGAAUCAUUCAACUGGGAAAUCAAAUUUUCCGAAGCAAAGUUAUCAAAGAAAAUCUUAAUCCAAAGUGGAAUGAAGUUUAUGAGGCCUUAGUCUAUGAACAUCCAGGACAAGACUUGGAGAUUGAACUCUUUGAUGAAGAUCCAGACAAGGAUGACUUUCUAGGAAACCUGACGAUAGACUUAAUUGAAGUUGAAAAGGAACGCCACAUAGAUGAGUGGUUUUCUUUGGAUGAAGUCUCCAAAGGAAAAUUGCACUUAAAACUCGAAUGGCUCACAUUGAAGCCUACUGUUGAAAAUCUUGACCAGGUGCUAAAAAGCAUUAGAGCUGAUAAAGAUCAAGCCGACGAUGGGCUUUCAUCAGCGGUGCUUAUUCUUUAUUUGGAUUCAGCAAGAAAUCUGCCACAUAAUCCUUUAGAUUAUAAUCCAGAAGCCUUGAAGAAGUCUGCUGUUCAGAAAGUCUUAAAGUCAGGGAAGAAAAUGAACAGUAAUCCAAAUCCCCUUGUCUUAAUGACAAUUGGACAUAACUCACAAGAAAGCAAGAUCCGCUAUAAGACCAAUGAACCUGUUUGGGAAGAGCAUUUCACUUUUUUUGUUCAUAAUCCUCGACGACAAGAGCUAGAAGUUGAGGUCAAGGAUGAACAACAUCAGUGCUCCUUGGGAAAUUUUAAGCUUCCUCUUAACCAACUCCUUGCAAGUGAAGAUCUAACUAUGCAUCAGAGAUUUCAUCUUAACAAUUCUGGUCCAAACAGCACUGUAUACAUGAAGAUUGCACUCAGGAUCCUUUCUCUUGAAAACCAAGAGAGAGCUCCAGAUUACCAAUAUACGUCCAAAGUGAAGAGGCCUUCUGUUUCCAAAGAUGGGAGGAAGGGUACUUUCAAGCCUCAGGUGCCCCCCUCUCCAGCAGCUGAUGUGAGCAAAGCCCUAAGUUCUACACCUGUAGAUGCCAAUAAAAGGACUGACGGGAUGGAAGCAGGCCUCCCCUCCAACCCUCACCCUCAAUGGCCAGCAGAUCUCAGCAGAAGUUCCUCCAGUCUUCUGACCUCCAAUUUGAGUGGUUCUCCCAGCCACCUUUCAGUCAAAGAGCCUACUCCAAGUAUAGCUUCAGACAUCUCUCUUCCCAUCGCCACGCAGGAGCUAAGGCAACGUCUGAGGCAACUUGAAAAUGGAGCAACGUUGGGACAGUCACCAUUGGGCCAGAUUCAGUUAACAAUUCGUCACAGUUCACAGAGAAACAAACUUAUGGUGGUUGUGCAUACAUGCAGAAAUCUAAUCGCCUUUUCAGAAGAAGGUUCCGACCCUUAUGUUCGAAUAUAUUUAUUGCCUGACAAGAGGAGAUCAGGAAGAAGAAAAACAAGUGUUUCAAAGAAGAAUUUAAAUCCAGUGUUUGAUCAGGCUUUUGAUUUCAGCGUUCCGUUGUCUGAUCUACAGAGAAGAACUUUAGAUGUUGCAGUGAAGAACAGUGGAGGGUUCUUGUCUAAAGAUAAAGGUCUGCUUGGUAAGGUACUGAUACCACUGGCUUCAGAAGCACUUUCCAAAAAUUGUACUCAGUGGUAUGACUUGACAGAAGAUGGGACAAGAAUUAACGUUGCACCUUAGGCAGCUUUGGAUUCCAAAAGCUCCUGUUAGCAUAUUUUUGCCAAUCUUUAUGUUUUUUAUUAGCAUUGUACCAAUAUUACUUUUUAUAACUCUUAGUUACUUGGCCCAUCACCCCAACCGUUUUAUAAUAUCUUGAGAUUUUGCUGUAGGCUUAAAUCAGCUUACUUAUAAACAGUUUUUUUUUACCCAUUUGUUACAGCAAUUUUAAUGUGCAAUAGGGUUUAUAGAAUAAACAUUUGUUUCAUUAGGUCCUGUUAUGGCAUUUCUGUCCUUAAGAAAAAUGGGCUAUAUUUCAUUUUUUUUACCUUAUUUUUGUCUCAUCAAGAUAUCUGCCAUGUAAAUAGAUACUAUUUUUUCAACUGCAUUAUCCUCAAGAGGUUUGAAUGCAGAAAAAAAUGUCAAAGAAAACUAUUUUCUUUGAAAAAAGGAUGAUAUAAAAAUCUUAAAACAAAUUUGAGAAUAGCAUAGCUAGAAAAAUGGACUUAAUCUUACUAAUAUUGUGGAUUUAAGAGUUUCUUAUUUUUAAAAAAAAUGAAAACUAUUGAUGUAAUGAUGUAUGAUUAAAGAUUUGCAAAAAAGGGAAAUACAAAAUAUUAACCUUUAAUAUUUAUAUUGAAAAAUGUAUUCUUUUGUUCAGAUAAUGCAUAUAAUUCACAAAUGCAUAUAUUAUAUAUGUGAAAAUGAAGAUUUAUGUAGUACAGUACUGUGUUUUUUUCCAUUCACUGCUUCUUAUUAAAAGUUUAUUUGUCCUAUCCAUAAUGCAGGGAAAAUGCCUAUGCAACAGAAUGCUCAAGCUAUAUAACAAAUUAGGAUUUGGCAGCCACCCUGAUACAAAUUGCGAUGUCACAUUGAUUGCUACCGAUAGGAAACAGUUUAUAACUGAGUUUUAAAGCAUGUUUACAAUUGUAUGUGGAAUACCAGCAAAUAAUGAGCUCAAACUGUAGAGACUUCUGAAUUUCUGCUUGAUUCUUUCACAGUUGUUUCAGUACUGUCAGUAUUGGUGCCUUGAGCGAGUUUUUUAUUUUUAUUUCUGGAUCAAUGCAUGUAGUAACCACAAUAGCACUGCAUUCUUUAUGAAAGUACCAGUUCCAAAGUUGAUUCAUUCACACAUUAUCAGUAAGGAAUAUGACAGUACAGAAUGGGAGGACAGAGUGUGCAAAAAACAGCAUUGAAGCUGAUCCACAGUGCUUCUGUAUAACAAUAAUGCAGGAAAAAAAAAUACUUCCAGUGAAUCAUUUAAAAUCAAAUGUAUCUUCUAAUCAGUAUAGCUUUUUUUUUUUUCCAUUUGAUUUUGUCACGCCCAGGAAAUGCAAGAACAGUUUGCGAAAAUGGGCUUGGUUAUUUGAGUGUGAACAUUUUAUUCACUGUUGCUUUCAGAAUAGAACCCGGGAAGGGGGAGCAUUAAUUAUAUUUAUUCAAAUAUUUUUGAAAGCUUUCUCAGAUGGUUUUAACAAUGACACAUUUUUUUGUAUUUUAAUCCAAGAAAUGGCAUAGUUCCAUAGAAAUUAGUAGCUACACAUCAUCUUGAAUAUAUAUGCAAUGCCUUUCUAAGAGUAAUACAAUAGUAUAAAAUAAUAAAAUGUUAUCAGACUUUUGAAAGUCUUAGAAAGUUCUCUGGCCAAAUGAUUUCUAUGGGUGAAUAAACUUUAAGGAUAUUAGCUUUAUAAUAAAACUUACAAAAUCUUAACUCUGGCUUAGACAAUUUUGAAGAAAUUCUCCAAGAGGAGCAGUCUUCACUGAAGCUUGAAGAGAUCUUCCCAUUGUGCCCUAUAAAUAACUAGACUAUUAAGGAUACCAAAGUGCCUGUAAUAUAUGUAGCAGAUUGUCUAUAUCAUGUUUUGAGAAUCAGUUGUCUAUAUUUCAGUGUGAUGUACCUGCACACGGGCAUGUAUGCUUCUCCUAUGUUUUAUUAUGAAUGUGCCUCAUUAAGGUCGACUUUAUAAUAUCAUUCAGACAUUGGCUUCAUACAGAAUAGCAUGAGUAACUCUUAUCACAACAUAGCUUAGGUUAGCAAUCCUCACUUCCUUUUAAAUGACAGAAAUGCAUUUACUGCAUGGCAAGUUUCAGGGAAAUCUAAAAAAGGGAUGAUAUGCAAGAGGAUGAUUCAGCCAUUAAGUAUAGUUAUGAGGGGAAAACAUAUAAAUAAAUAAACCCAUAAUUUGAAAUUUUACUGAAGAAAAUCAAUAUUUCUUCUAACCUUUGUAUUCUGUUGUGGCUUAAAGUGACAUCAGUGAGUAAGAGUACUGUAUGGUGGCUUUGCUUAAGUGGUAAUUUAUAAAGUUAUAUUUUAAUUCUACUAACAAGGGGUAGCCUGGUGAGAAGAGGAGGCUCAUAAUAUCAAUAAAUAUAUGCAGAAUGAUCUAGCACUUUGGGCUUCUUUUUUGCAAUUAAAACUAAAAUUAGCAAAAGGAAUGAAAAAAUGAGGAAAAACAAAGGCCCACUAAUAAGUUGAAAUAAGCCUUUUAGUUUGAUGUUAAGAUACACAAAGCAAUGUUUUCUUCCUUAUUCAUCUUCUCUGUUCUUUCUAAUAAGGCCACAUCUUUUGUAUUUUGCAUGAAAUGCAAAAGAAAUUGAAUUGAUGCAAUGCGAAAUAUAUUGAAAAUAGUUCUGCAGUAAAGAGAUGGAGAAAUUUUGGACCAAAAUCUGAAUGAUGAUUAAAACAUUUUUUUUUGCCUUUGAGACAUAGAAACCGAGUGCAUGAAUAAAUAUGCUGUUCACAAUUUAAUGGUUCACUGAAGAAUGAUGAGGAUUGAUGAGAUUCCAAUUAGCAAUUCUAUAUCUGAGUACCAUCAGAUUAGAUUUCUGUUUUUUUUCUAUUCUGUGCCUUAAAAGAAAGCUUAAAUAUUUCAUGUAAUGAAAGCCAAGCUUUGUUCUCUGUAUUUACCCAUCUUUAUGUGCUAUUGAAACUGGUGCAGUUUUUUGCUGCAUUUUGUAUUUAGAGCUGCUGUAAUCUAAUCACCAAUGAAGCUGUUAUUUGACUUAGGGAUUUAACAUUCUUUCCUGUUUCAAACUCUCUAUUAUGAUGCAGCAACUGGGGAAAAGAAGAGAGUAGUUUGACUACAGAUUGCAUUUUUUCGCUGAUCUAAUUUUGCUAUUGCAUGUAUUUAUUCAGUAAAUGAUUCAUAUGGAA
This is a messenger RNA of Thamnophis sirtalis, 5804 nucleotides long. It is a transcript of the gene ESYT2, whose product is annotated as extended synaptotagmin 2. Gene Ontology annotation, biological process: lipid transport. The record is from RefSeq and is a predicted model, not a curated record. NCBI's taxonomy places the organism in Eukaryota, Metazoa, Chordata, Lepidosauria, Squamata, Natricidae. Gene Ontology annotation, cellular component: endoplasmic reticulum membrane. Gene Ontology annotation, molecular function: calcium-dependent phospholipid binding; phosphatidylethanolamine binding; phosphatidylcholine binding.